Micromonas commoda is the source of this 2169-nucleotide messenger RNA. RefSeq lists its product with no specific name. Lineage: Eukaryota; Viridiplantae; Chlorophyta; Mamiellophyceae; Mamiellales; Mamiellaceae. Bases 1 to 2169 code for a protein of 722 amino acids. The record is from RefSeq and is a predicted model, not a curated record. Gene Ontology annotation, molecular function: protein binding. The transcript has a single exon.
AUGGGUUGCGGCGCCUCCGUCCCCGCCGGGGAGCUCGAGAAUGAGCUCAAGAUCGAGAAAACGAAGAACGAGGAGGCUCAGCGACAGCUGGACCACAUGAAGGAGCUCUACCAGCGCGAGAGGGAGCGCAACAAGGAUCUCCGGAAUCAGCUCAAGCUCAACGCAUCGUCGGAAUUACCGAACUCGUCGGAAGCCCCCCGGGAGCCCGAGGUGCGCGGUCCAACGGCGGAAGAUGGCGCUCCCGCGCCCGAAGAGAUCGCGGAUGCACCCGUCGAGCCGGACGCGCCGGUCGACGACGGGGCGCCCGCGGCUGCGGAGGAACCCGAACGCGCGGCAUCGGAAAACCCGAAUGUCGCGGCCGAGGGUAAAGUUACGUCGGAUGAUGCGCCCGCCGAGGAGGUCGCUCCCGCGCCGGAAGAGAACGCGGAUGCGCCCGCCGGGGACGUGGUUGCCGAGCCCGUCGAGGCCGUCGAGCCUGCUGAGGCCGAGCCCGUCGAGGCCGUCGAGCCCGCCGAGGCCGAGCCCGCCGAGGCCGAGCCCGCCGAGGCAGUCGAGGCCGCCAAUUCCGCCGAACCCGAGCCCGCCGAGCCUGCCGAGGCCGAGCCCGCCGAGGCCGUCGCGGCGGUGGCUGUCCCGAUCGCCGCGCCGAUCGACGUCCCGGUCGCGGACCCCCCCCGCUUCGGCCCGUACGGCCCGGAGCACGAGGCGUCCGCGUUGAAGAUCCAGACGAGCGCGAGAGGUAAACUCGCGCGAUCCGCGUCCAAACGCAUCCGCGAGGAGAUCAAGGGAUGCCCCUACGGCGUCAUGGACGUGAGCGAGACGUGGGCGCCGGACACAGCUGUCGAACCAGCCGUCGACCCGGGUGACGACCCCGAGCGCCACCGGCCGAUUUGGUCCAAACUGCGAACAAACCUCCACGCGCACGCGACGAAGGACCCGUCGUCACCAGCCAAACCCCACGGCGAACGGUGCGCACAGCUGUGGCGCGACGCGUCCACGCUGGCGAAAACCGGCGCGUUCGACCUCGCCAUCGAGGCGUACUGGAGGUUCGUACACGAGCGCAUGUCGGAGCUGGGCCACACCCGGUACGGGGUCAUACCGCCCUUCUUCGCGCACGAUCACCAGGACUACCUCAACGCGCUGUACAACGUCGCCACGCUGCUCGAAGCUCAAGCCGUGGACCCGGGUUCGAAUCCCACCGCGGAUGAAAUAUUACACCCCGAGCAAAUCCUUCGAGCCGACCCCCACGCGCAGGCGUACGGUAUCUUCUCCGAGCUCGUCGAGAUGAACGACGCCGUGCCCGCGAGUUUUUGGGUCACCCUCGGAGGUCACCCCGCCGGCGCGCCCGACGCGGCGGCGCGGAGGGAGGGACUGUUGGUCCUCGCCGCCGAUCGCGGCCGCGCGUUCACCGCGCACGAUCUCGCGACGCACGACCGCGAACGAGCCGUGGCGAUGAGCUACCGCGGCGGGAACAGCGCAUCCCGGGACGAGGCGCACGCGGGUGGCGUCCUCCUGUCGCGACACGGCAAGCACGAGGAAGCCGCCGAGAUGUUCGCGAGAGCGGCGGAUAUCUCUUUGGCGGAGAACAAGAAGCACAGCGCUCUGUACGCCAUCAACGCGCAGUUCGGGUCUUUACUCCGCCUCGGGGUGGUGCACGAGAACAGGGACGAGGACGACGCCAAGGUGCGCGAAGUUCGCGACCGGUUCAGGCGCGUCGCUGGUGAACCCGACGGGAUGCUCGGCGACGCGUCGUCGUUCGCCAACCAGGGCCGGCACCCCGGCGCGCUCGCCAUCCUCACGAACGAGGUGCUGCGGUUCCGGCGGUACGAGCUGACGCUGAGGGAUCCGCGCAAGAGCGCGUCGCACGGUCCGUCGCCGUGGCCGGUGUACGACAGGGACGUGGCGUGGGUGACGCAUCGAAUCGCGCGGGAGUUUGAGGCGAUGCGGUGGUACCCCGAGGCGCUCCAAUGGGCGGAGGAGGCGAUCGGGAUGUUCGAGGGGUGCGAGGGGUCGGAGGCGGCGGCGGCGGCGGCGGCGACGCGGCGGCGGAGGGACGACAUCGCGCGGAAGCUGGCGACUCGCGACGCUACGCUGACGGCGUUUCGACUGGCGGGGAAGCUGGCGAGUGACGCGCGCGGGGACGUUACGGGGGAAGCGUCGAUGAGUUGA